UAGAGUAAUUAAUCAAUUAUCGGACUAAUCAAACUUCGGACAGUUAUAUUUUGAAAACUAAACAUGAUUUUCCAGUGAUUUUUGCACUAGAUAUAGAUCAUUACAAUAUCUGUUUGCAUGGUAAAAAUCAAAGCAUUACCUCCUUUUUUUGUAAAGAUAUAAUUUGCUAAACACACUUCGUAGAUUCACACAAUAAUCGGCCGUGUUAACUCCAUUUUCGUCACUUAGCCACAACGAAGCAAGCUUUGUUCGAAGAAUAGUUUUGUACCACCAGAACUUUAGUACUGACUGUCUUCUUCAAAUACCACUUUGAUUAUCAUUAUCGGUCACACCCAUCUUCAUUAAUUGCUGCAACAAAGCACGAGGCUCCUUGUUUGUAUUUUUGUUUGGACUCAUUGAAUCUCUCAGCUGCCUUUUCUCAUCAUAAAUACUACCUCUAUUGAAUAUGGCGACACGCCCAUGUACAUACUCUACAUGGCCUGAAAUAAGCAUGACGAAUGCUAUCAAAGCAGUUGAAGAAGAGGGGUUGACAGUUAGACUUGCAGCGGAGCUAUAUGGCAUUCCCAAAUCAACACUUUAUGACAGGAUCAGGGGAAAUGUUCAACAUGGAACUAAACCUGGCCCAGUGCCGUAUCUUACAAAAGAAGAAGAGGUUAUUUUGGCUAAGUUUUUAAUCAAAUGUUCUCAGAUUGGAUUUCCCCGCACAGUUUCAGAAGUUCUUGCACUAGUAAAACAAACAAUUCAGUCAAAGGGUUUAAGUGACGUCUCAAUUUCUUAUGGAUGGUGGCAGAAAUUUUGUAGCAGGCACAGUGAAUUAUCACUUCGUACUGCUGUGCCUUUAAGUCUUUCGAGAGCCAUGGCCACUGAUAAUAGUGUCAUACAAAAGUAUUUUGAUAUACUUGAAGACACACUUAAAGAAAAUUCUCUAUUCAACAAUCCAACUCGCAUAUUCAACUGUGAUGAAACAGGACUCCCAUUGAAUCCUAAAUCUUUGAAAGUUGUGAGUGGUCGUGGAGCUAAGAAUGUCAGUCAAAUCACUGGAGAAGGGAAGUCUCAAAUCACAGUUCUGGCAUGCACUUGUGCAGCUGGAGUACCGUUGCCUCCAUUUGUAAUAUUUGAUCGUAAGACCUUUAAUGAUCAGCUAAUGGUAGGAGAAAUACCAGGUACACUUUACGGCUCAUCUCCAAAUGGAUGGAUCAGUUAG
This is a messenger RNA of Amphimedon queenslandica, 1204 nucleotides long. RefSeq lists its product as uncharacterized. Bases 446 to 1204 code for a protein of 252 amino acids. Gene Ontology annotation, cellular component: nucleus. NCBI's taxonomy places the organism in Eukaryota, Metazoa, Porifera, Demospongiae, Haplosclerida, Niphatidae. The transcript is spliced from 3 exons. Gene Ontology annotation, molecular function: DNA binding. The record is from RefSeq and is a predicted model, not a curated record.